This is a messenger RNA of Lingula anatina, 6818 nucleotides long. RefSeq names its product sorbin and SH3 domain-containing protein 1-like. The record is from RefSeq and is a predicted model, not a curated record. Gene Ontology annotation, molecular function: protein binding. Lineage: Eukaryota; Metazoa; Brachiopoda; Lingulata; Lingulida; Lingulidae.
GCUAUCUGAAUAGAGUGAGUCUACUGAAAAGGUUUGAUUUAGAUAGGGGAACCUUUGAUUUAGAUGACAUCCUGCUGUCUAAAUAUAAAAGGGAGGUUCUCACAGAGUUAGAAGAUAUGCAUAUGGAAUUACAGGAAGCCCAGGCAAAAAAGCAGUUCUUUUUUUAUGACAAGAAAUUACCCAAACUUCAGUGGAGUCCGACAAGAGAGAAGUGUUUGAGAGAGAAGCAGAAAUCAUUAAGUGAUCUCAGGUAUAUUUAUCAGAACUCAGCAGGUAAGGAUAAUCUCAAUACUCCCCUGCGUAGAGGGGCAAUUUACAAAAGAACCAUGCCAGAUUUUAACAGGAAUUCUUCAUUUCUUGACCUGUAUGCCAAAUAUAAAACACUUGGCGAUGAAGCCAAGCAGAAAAAUUUCACUGGAUGUAUUAAGGGUAGAAAAAGUUAUGCUGCCCACUCCAAGGGCUCUCCUCGCUUAGGUCCAUAUAUGGAGAUACUAGAGAGGACUAGGAAAGCAAAGCAUGGGCCAGUGCUGUAUGGAACACACAUAAAUGAUCAAUUUAAUCGGUACGAAAUUUAUGUGUCUAAUUUAAAGAAGGUGUCCAGGUCAUGCCCAGAUUUAAAAGCAAAAUUAAAGGGUAGCUGGUGCUCUGCAGCAGAAAGAGGUACAGGUACCUCAAAACAGUUCAAUGCAAGUAGUGCAUUGAGAUCAAAUGUUCCGUCUGUAUUACAGCAAACCCCAGCAGCUCAGGUAAAAGCUGGAGAAAACAUUUUAAAAAACAGGACUGACAGCUGUGUUCCAGUAAGGGUCAGGCUAGAGGAAUCAGCAUACAGGCAGCAAGCAAAUGUAUUUCCCAAUGAAAAUAGCUGCAGGAAUCAAAAAAAAUUCUUCUCAAGUGAAUCUAGUUUUAAAAAGUGUAACUUAUCUGAUAGAAAUCAGUCAGAAUUUGAUCAAAAUAUCCAUGCACAUUCGGAGUUUGAACACUUAGCAACAAGUAAAAUCCCUGAUGCUUUUCAAAAUUUUGAUGGGCAAAUUGUACCAGUUCAAAAAGAAAGAGAUACCCAUUCACCAUUAGAAAAGCCACAAAUCUCUUGUCAGAAGGUUAAAGGUUGUUAUGAUGAUAAAAGUCGAAGUCCAUUUUUGACAAGCAAAAAUACUGGUUGUUUACCAAAAACCUUUGAAGUGUUUAGAGAUAAUGAUGACAGAUCUGAGAAUAUGAGGAAUAGAAAUAGUGAUGUAUAUUGUAUGUCUCUAGGCUGCAAGCAUCUCAGAUGUCCAGCUGCCAGUGCUAAUCACCUCACACUCUCACCUGGAAGCCUUAAUCCUUCAACAAAUGAUAAAUAUACUACAGGAGCUGGGGAGGGCAGCUUUGAAAAUUUCACAAGCAGAGAUGUAGGAGGCCAUUUUGUUAAUAACCCUACUGGCAAUGAACAAUCAGUAUGUGACAAUCAGUUAAAGGUCGAACUUAGGAGAAAUCAUCUCCCUGAAAAUGAAAGUGACUUAAACCCCAGUGAAUGCAAACAAUUAGCAUUGCAUACAUUAUAUAAAGAUGAAUUAAGAAAAGGGGAACUGACUAUUCUUGGGGCACAUCUCAGUAGAAACCCAGUACCGGGAAUAAGGCCCACUGACAUUUACCCACAGAGAAGCAGGCCAUGCCAUGUUGAAGAGGGGAAUAGUUUUGAUGGAUAUGGUAAAGUAGAGGAGAUAACCAACUUGGCAAGCUUAAAGUUCAAAGAUUCACUGCCUUUGAUAGAUACACAUAGAAAUGCAGUUUCUUUGACAAGAGAUAUGAGGCAAAAAUAUGAAAUCAGUUUGGUGGGUUCUAGCUAUAUAGGUAAAGGCAAUGAAGGUAGGGCAGAGAGUGUAAACAAUUUACACAGCGGGGCUCAUGUUUCCAGUCCGAGCAGAUUGAGUUCAAGACAGCCAGGUAUCCUGGAUAGCUCUACUCAUAUUAAACAGCUUGAAUGCUCAGGUAGGAAAAAUGCUGUGUUUGAAAAAGCUGUGCAGGAAGAAAUUGUAAAUAGAGGCUUACUUAAAAAUAGGCAGCCUUCCCCAAGCCUUUUGGCAGAAGAGUCAAAGCCAGAUAGGAAUGUCUUGGGCAGUUCACAUUUAGAGGAUGCAGAGUCUCCCCACAAUAAGAGGCCGUCACCUGAGUCUUCACCCCCAGCACCUGCACAGCGCAGUCCGCACGGCUCCUGGGACAGACGGAGAAGGGAUGAGGCUGAUGAAAGACGGAGAAUUCGUGUACAACAAAUAACUGAGGAAGAAAAAAAGAAGAAAGCCAUUCAAGAACAGCUAGACGCUCAAGCUCGAAGGCAUUCAGAUUAUUUUACGCCUGCACAGAAAUCUCCCAUCCCUACUGAUCGUUUUGACAGAUACCAAGGAAAGAACAUGAAAAAGAAACCAGAAAUUCAUGGGAAGGCUAGGGCCUUGUAUAAUUUCAGUGCUCAAAGUCCAAGGGAACUCUCCUUUAGAAAAGGAGACAUCAUUUUGCUGAUUAAGAAGGUGGACAAGAAUUGGUUUGAAGGAGAACAUCAUGGAAAAACUGGCCUCUUCCCUGUUAAUUAUGUUGAGGUGAUCACCUCUGUAGAGGCUGCCCAUCUCCAGGACCUAGUUUCAGAGGGACAAGCUGUGGCCAAGUUUAAUUUUACUGCCCAAACCAAAGUGGAGAUGUCUGUGAAGAAGGGUGAGGUUGUGGUGCUAAUCCGUCGUGUAGAUGAGAACUGGUAUGAAGCUAAGAUAGGCAGCCGACAUGGCAUUGUCCCUGUUAGCUACCUGGAGGUAGUGAGGGAGCCAACGAAAAGAGCAUUCUCUCCAAUUUCAGUGUCUUCCAGUCAUCCGAUGUCUCCAGUCAAUUACAAUGGUCCUUUGAGCCCCACCCCCGGUGCCCCCGCCCGCCCCCAGCAGCCAGUGUCCUGGUCGCCCACACAACGCAGUGCCAGUCCUUCAUCACAAACCAGGACACAGUACAGUCCACAGUCGUCGCCCAGGACCAUACAUGCUAGAUCAAUAGUAACCAAGCAGAGCAGUCCACCCCAUGACCAGCAUCCAGGAAGCGCCUACUCCACACAGACCUGGUCACCUACAUAUCGUAGCGCAAGUCCUAGGGAUUACACUGAUGCAGGAGGGCGACCAGCACAGAAUAGAGUGGCUCCCCCUUCAGGCCACAGUGGCAGCCAGCCUCAGAGUUUUUCUACACAGACGUGGACAGGGGGGAGCCCCUCCCUUGUGAGAGCUACAGAUGUCCACAGAGGGGCACCAGAUGUUGGGUAUACACAGGAAAUUAGGGCACCGAGUCCUACCACAUUCAGUUCAAUAACUAUGUCCACCUCUGUAAAGGAUAAAGAUAAGAAAAAGAAGCACAUAAUUGUGCAACCAGCACCAAUCAGUGAGCAUCAAACAAGUGUCAACCUUCAGCAGACUGUAAUACCUCAACAGAUUCCAGUAUUCAAAUGUGAAGGAGAGGAUGAAUUCUUACCGUAUCAGGCAGUGUAUCCAUACCAUCCUCAGAAUGAAGAUGAACUGGAGUUGAAGGAAAAAGACAUAGUUUAUGUGAUGGAGAAAUGUGAUGAUGGUUGGUUUGUCGGUACGUGUGUACGCACUGGACAGUUUGGUACUUUUCCGGGAAACUAUGUGGAACCCGUAUAUGCUACUGUCUAUAGAGCCCCUGGCUCACUUGAGAUUCAGCUUGCCCCAAAUUAGUCCCUCGGUAUGAAAGGGCAGGAGUAUAACAAGAGACAUGGUGCACUUUAGUGAUACAUCAAGCAAGUACAUUUUUGUAAAAGAAGACGUAGCAACAUCAAUGUAGAUUUAUAUGAUAAUUGUCUUAUCAGGAUGAGACAUAUUGGUAAAGUUAUACCUAGGAUGAUGGUUAUUAUAACUUAAAGGAAAAAAAUGACAGUUGCAGAUUGUGAAGAAGUUCAUAAAUUGAAUAUUGAGAGAAAAAUGAAGACAAAAUAUAUAAUAGUGGUUAAUUUAUCGAUGGUACUGUUUAUUAGCACUUGUUCAGAUUCAGUUAUAGUUACUGUAUGCCAUAUAUGUAGCAGUUUAAGUAAUCAGCAGUUAAUGUAUAAGGGGAAUGUUUUAUUAAUUUACAGUAUCAUUAAUACAUAUUUUAUUACUGGAUAUUUUUUUUACCGAAUUCAAACAUGACUUGGGGGGUGGGGGAUUUGAGUGUCAGUCAAUUUAAUGUCAUUAUUCUUAGUAUGAUAAUGCAAUGGAAGAAAAGAAAGUGAAUACUAAAUGCGAAUAACUGACAUGAUUUUAAAACUUUUAUUUAAGUUAUUGGCGUGUUCAGUAUUUAAUCCUGCUAGGGUAUCACUUUUUUUACAAGAUGAAAACUAAACAAAUUGUAUCAUCCAAACAUCUAGCACUGUCUUAAUACUACAAAACAAACAAAUACACCAGUCUUUUUUUUUUUUCUUUCAUGAAUGUCAGUUAUUUUUCAGAAUUAAUACUGAUAUUCUUCGAAUGUCAAAAGGAACCAAAUCAUUGUAGCUAGUUUUUAAGUAUAGCUCAAGGGGUAAUAUAAUUUAUGUAUAUUCAUGUGGUAAAGCUAUGACAUGGUUCUUUGCCUUGCUGCAAACUUCUACUGUAAUAAUGUAUCAUUUUUUUCACACAUUCAUGUACACAUCACUUUACUGCAUGCUCACAUACUCACGUUCUAACAUACUGGAGUUAUUUAUGGGCCAAUUUGCCACAUCAGUAUUUCAUCUUUUUAAACUGUAUCUGACCAAGCUGUGUCACUAAAAUUAUAUAUGAUUUCCCACCAGCUGUAUGGAACGAGAUCUACAAACAGGUGAGGACUGCUCUAGCAUAAUGUUUAAGCCAAAUGACAAUUCUUUUAACCAAAUUAAUUGUAAAUUGGUUAAAAACAUACAGAUAGGAAAAAUUAGGUGGAGCAAUUUAUGUAGAACUGUUGACAUAGAUAAUCUGCUAUUAUGUGUCUAGAAUGCAUGUUACACAUUACAAGUAUUAAUUUAUUUGAGACAAAAUCACAAGGCCAUGUCCACACAUGCAUUGAUGUUGUUUUUCAUAUUCACUCUUAGACUUGUGUAUUUGACACAUUUUCUAUCCAAAAAAAAAAAAAAGCUUUAUAAAAAUAUGAAUCCACAACAUUUAAAGGCUACGAAAAUUAUAGUGAUCAAGGGGAUACAUUUUAUAUUAAGUGACUUAGUUUGGUAGAAAAAUUGAAUAUUUUAUUUUUCUUUUGUUAUUUGCUUGUUGUCUUGUGUGAGGCACUGAUGAUGUAAACCAAUAAAACUGUCUUUCUUAUAUAUAUGUUGUUAGUGUUGAAUAAUCAAUCUGAAUAGUUGUUCAGUGUGAUGUGGACAUUUCUGACAUAUUAUCUUCUGCACAGUGCCAAUUUCUUCAGGUUCUACCCAUUACAUUGCCAGAAAUUGAUGGAGAAAUCUAAGUGUGAGGGUUGUCAACUGUAAUGCAAAAAAUUACUUAAUAUGACAAAGCAAGAUUGUAGAUAAGUAGAUAAUGUGGUAUAUCCCCUUUUACAUGUUAUGUUAUCUUACUUAUUAAUUUAUGGUAGCUCAGUGGUUACAUGCAUAAUGUUAUUUAUAUGUGUAUUUUCACCAGCCUCUGCUGGCAAUAGCAGUCGCCAUGCAGUCUAUUCAUUGGUUCUUUCAAAUGCUUUAACCUCAACUGGUAGAAUGUUACCAAAUUAAUGCAUUCUCUAACAUUCUUAUUUAUUCUUGAUAAUCUUCUGUAAACAGGUACGUAACAAUCUAGUUCUUAUAGUAAGGCAAGGUACAUAGACUACUAUUUGUUUUAAGCUAGGAGAAGGAAAUGUUCCACAAUCUAAAUAAGACAAUUUUACAUCUAGAAUUAUGAACCAGUCCUGCUGUCUACUUAAUUUCAUAUAUUUAUGUAUUCUAUUUUUUAAAACAUUUAUUGAGCUGUUUUAGUUUUCAAAUACUUUCUUCAGCUUACCAUGACAUUAGUGAAGUUGAAACUUUCAUCACCAAGAGGAUUGUUGUGUGGCUUCAUUGACUUUGUUUUUUUUUAGCAAAAUAAAUUAUAACAUUACAUGUCAAAUGGAUUUUUGUAUCAUGUUAUAAACUCUAAGAAAAAAAUCAGUCUACAAAUGUUAAAGAAGUUGAAGAUCGGGUUAUCUGAUACAAAAAGUAACUUGAUAAACCAUUCGAUCCCAAGUCACCUCCGAUAAUUUGAAUUCACUGAAGUGGGGCUAAAUUUCGUAACUGUCAUGGAAGUGACAUGAAGACGUAGACAAUGAAAUAUCAUGACAAGAUGUGUAACAGGACAACUGACAGAUACAGAAGUACAUGUUUAUGCCAUCAAUAUGAAAAAUGUAUAAUGAUUAAUCAUGGAUUAAUUAAUUACAAUAAGGAAUAAUGACACUGACACACGAUGGUCAUCAAAUAGCAUCAUGGCAAAGAACUUGACCUUAAAAUUGCACACCUGUGGUUCAAAGUCAGCCUGGUUUACACUCCAGUUAAAUACUAUGUCUAAUGUAUAGCACCAAGUUAAUAUUUUUCUCUAGAGUCCUUCACAUAACCAAAUGACUUCACCUGAGAUAUGUGGUCUGUCGCGAUGAUGUUUUAGUAAGUACUAGUAUAAUUAAUAUCGUACAACUUCAUUGGAAAAGUACUCUGCAACUACCUGGCACACUUUUCUGAUAAAAAUUGAGACAUUCUGUUAUUUUUGUUAAAGACUUCCAAGUUUUGAACAUGAUUAGAAGAGUGCUAUCAUGACAUAAUGGCAAAAUUGCAAUACUGAUCAAACAUUAAUUUUUAAGUUUUUGGUUAUUUUCAUUAACAAUAGGUGCAAAAUUUGCACCUAAUACACCUU